Molecule: messenger RNA, 2448 nt
Organism: Sporisorium graminicola
Lineage: Eukaryota; Fungi; Basidiomycota; Ustilaginomycetes; Ustilaginales; Ustilaginaceae
Exons: 2
Coding region: 1-2448 (815 amino acids)
Biological process (GO): regulation of transcription by RNA polymerase II; phospholipid biosynthetic process; endoplasmic reticulum unfolded protein response
Cellular component (GO): endoplasmic reticulum; nucleus
Molecular function (GO): transcription corepressor activity
Source: RefSeq, a predicted model, not a curated record
AUGGCGUCCUCACCGGAAAACAGUCUCUCCCACGAAGAGCGUUGGACUGCUCAUCGAGCUGAUCGAGAAGCUGAUUCGGCCCAGCCCUUUAGCGAAGCAUCCACACCUGCUCCCACCACACCUGCAACACCACCGCCGGACGAUCACACACCUUCAUCUCAAGAACCCAUCCCAUCAGUCGCUUCAUCCUCGCGUUCCAAAGGCCUCGGCAUCGAUGCCGAAGAUGAGGACGUCCGGAUCGCAAUCAUGGCUUUGGGCGCCAUGAAGAGCCUCGACGGUACCUCCAGCAGCUUUGGUGGUCCGAGCAACAGCACAGCUUCCUUGGAGGCACGAAAGCAUACGAGCAGAUAUCUAGCACCGGUGCGAACAUCUUCAGCAAUAUCCAGCUCUAGCGUCGCUUCCACAGCCAUCUCCUCGCCAAGCUCAACUCCCGCCACCGACCUCACCCAAGACUCGGGCGCCGAAUCCCCCGCUGGCCGCAUGACCGGUCCCGCACGUCUCGGUGACCUCCCACCGGACCUCAAGCUCCCCGCCGUCAUCCAAGACGAGGACGGCAACCAGCUCGAAGUCGAUCCCGAGAUGAUGAACGACGCUGACUUUUUGAAGCGCGUCAGCCACCUUCCCCUCGUACGCGGCACCCUCCGCGCCUACGAGCUCGGCAAGCAGCACAGCAAGGUCGUCAAAUAUGGCGCCGGUCUCGUUGAGAGCUCGGUCAAGACUAUUUCGCGUCCCGUCGUCAGCCGUCUAGGUGCCAGUCUCGGUGAGCGUGGCGUCGAGCAGCUCGACGACUUUGCCUGCCGACAGCUCGACCGAAUCUAUCCUUCAGCCGUUGCUUCUCCCAGCAAGGAGGAGAAGCGUGGCAUCCUCGAAGAGGUUGAUCGUAAGGACAAGGAAGAGUGGCAGAACGCCAGCCCCGAGGAGCGCGAGAAGCGCAGGAAGGCGUACACAGCCUUGCAGCUGGAAGAGCGCGAACGCACCCUCAUGGCCAACGAGCUCCGCCAGCGACGAGGUAAGGGCACCAACCUCGAAAUCGAGACCGCCGGCGCGGCUCGAAACUCUGCAGUCGCCUCGAGCAGUGGAAGCAAUGGACGGGACGACAGCUCCAUGGACGAUGAGGACGAAGAUGCAAACAAGGCAAGAGCCAGCUCAAGCUCGAAAGCCGCCGUGGUGCGCGCCAAUGCAGCCCAGACGCUACCCUUCCGAAACAGCCGAUGGGGUUCGAUGCUGGUCGAGGCUGGUGCCACAGCCGGUGGACUUUCGGCGGCGAUGAGCGAAGAGUCGAUGAAGUCGCUCAAGUACUGUCUCCAGUGGUUGCAGUAUGCCACUGCGCACAUUGAGCACCAGAUCACCAUUCUCCGCGACCUCAUCGUCAAGCUCAACCACGGCGAACUCGACAUGUCGGGCACCGCUGUUCAGAAUCUUACGUAUAUCAAGGGCGAUGUGGUCAACACCAUACGAGGCGUCGUCGAUGUGAUUGGCAAAUAUGCAGGAAGCGCCCUCCCCGAGCCUGCUCGCAACAGCGUCAAGGCGUUCAUUCUCAGCCUUCCAGCGCGCUGGGCUACCGUCAACCGCAGCUCAGCAGCGAGCUCCCCAACUGGGUACUUUGGCGGUAGUCCCUCGUCACCCUCCUUUUCCUCGGCACACAUCAGCGGGGGACCGCAGUCGCCAACGCAUCUCGCCGCCAGUGCGAGGUAUCGCAAUGGUGCUGGCAGCCCUCGUGACCAGAUGCAAAUGGCAGCGACGGCGCAGGCAGCCAACCGCAUCUUGACCCUGGCCAUCGAGUCGCUCGAUAUUCUGCGCAGCGUUACGAUUGUGUUUGGCGAGUCGCUCGAUCGAGCCGAUCUAUGGGUCGAGCGUCUGCGCAUCUUGGGCCUGCAGCGAAAGCGUCAGCACGAAGCCAACGCGGCCGAGCAGCAUCAGAUUGCCGCUGGUCCAUCCUCAGCGGCACCACACUGGGAGAGUGCACGCGGUUCGUCGAUGCGAGGCCGCGCCGAAUCUCCUGGUGGCGAGAGCGACGUCAGCAUGGGCACGAGCGCAUCGACCAAGCGCCGACGUACGCGCCAGACGCCGUCGGGAGGCUUCCACAUGUCGCGCACGCCUUCUGCAGCGGCUUCGCCGGGCGACUUUUCGGAAGAUGAUGAAGCGCUCACCGAGACGGAAAAAACCAAGUCGCCACCCUUGGGAGGCAACAACGGCGCUGCUGCCACCUUUUCGACUGGGACCGCAGUACCGGCAGGCAACGGCAGCUUGCAUUCUCAUCACCACCACCCUCAUCACCAUCAUGCUCACAGUGCAAGGCGUCCCGGCACGCGAUCGCGCGCAGGCACGGGCGGCAAACCUUACCCUAUGCAUCCCCCAACUUUGCCCUCGCCGCUGCACGCCACGUUUGCCAGUGCGAGCGGAGGACCGUCCAAGACUGUGGACGGGGACGAGGAUGCGACGCUGUAA